Molecule: messenger RNA, 1020 nt
Organism: Aspergillus pseudotamarii
Lineage: Eukaryota; Fungi; Ascomycota; Eurotiomycetes; Eurotiales; Aspergillaceae
Product: major facilitator superfamily domain-containing protein
Exons: 5
Coding region: 1-1020 (339 amino acids)
Biological process (GO): transmembrane transport
Cellular component (GO): fungal-type vacuole membrane
Molecular function (GO): transmembrane transporter activity
Source: RefSeq, a predicted model, not a curated record
AUGGAUGCUUCGCGUUCAAUCAAUGAGAAGCAGGAAACACUCGUUGAUCAUGAGCUUUAUUCUCCUACUAAGGUUACUUAUCCAGAGGGUGGUUGUGAUGCCUGGUUGGUGGUGCUGGGUGCGUGGUGUGGUUUAACUGCAUCGUUAGGGAUCUACAACACAGCCGUUGGACCGAUUUUUGAUGCAAUGGGCCCGCGUGCUCUGAUCAUUGCAGGGACGGUUUCGCCUAUUGGCAUUUUCGCACUCGGCGUUUGCACAGAAUACUAUCAAAUCUUUCUAUGGUCAAUCCGUAUUCUCGUAUCUGUACUGCUUAUGCUUUGCGCCAUCAGUGUGACGUUCUGCCGAAGCAGAGUUCCACCGCGCAAAGGAGCUGAAACAACAUGGCGGGAUACAUUGCCCGACCCUCGUUUCUUCAUGGAUGGUACAGGAGUGAUGGCAGUCACGAAUGCUGGACUCGUCCUGACGGAUCUCGCAUACUUCAUACCUAUCACAUACACGCCCAGCUACUCCAUUGAUUGGCAGCAUCUCCCUCAAGAAGAGGCGUUGACAGGGUCAGCAGCGUUCGCAUAUCAGCUUCUCGCGAUUCUCAAUGUUGCUUCGUGCGUUGGGCGGUACGUGGCGGGUUACUUGGCUGAUCGGCUCGGCCGGUACAAUACCAUGAUUGUCUCGCUGUCCCUCUGCACAGUCUUCGUUCUAUGUUUCUGGUUGCCGGACAUCGUCAUCUCAGACCUAGAUAACGCGGCACUUUUCAUUGUCUGCAUAAUACUAUUUGGGUUCUGUAGCGGUUCGAGUACUAGCCUGACGCCGAUCUGUCUAGGCCAGCUUUGUGACACUCACGACUAUGGGCGAUACUACGCAAGCUGCUUCACCGUCGUAUCUUUUGGGGUGCUGGCAAGUAUUCCUAUUGCUGGGAUAUUGGGCGCCGCGCUUUUCGCAGGACUCAGCUAUGUAGCUUCUUUGCUAUGUUUCCUCUGGGUCAGGAUCAAAGUAAAGGGGUGGGAUUGGAGGGUCAAUUGGUAG